Messenger RNA from Macrosiphum euphorbiae (potato aphid), 306 nucleotides. Lineage: Eukaryota; Metazoa; Arthropoda; Insecta; Hemiptera; Aphididae. The record is from the annotation of a GenBank genome assembly.
AUGAAUUUUCGAUGUCGGGCUUUUCGGAGUUUUGUCGACGGAAUCCAAAUGUGCAAGACGAAAGGCAGUGAAGCCCGCAGUCGGCGCUCAGAUAGAACGAAUACUGGCCUUCAACCCAGCAAUUCUCUACUACCGGACCGUUCAAAAGGGUCUGCAAGACCGGUGCGUAGCGGUACCUCCGCCACUGUCCCUAUCCGGGUCAGAGAGCGCAGGCGGUUCUCCGACAAACGUCCCUAUACGUUUCCGCGGUGCCGGCAAAGUUCGAAGAGGCCCUCGCAGGGUACCUUGGUCGGUAGCACCGCGUAG